Messenger RNA from Anarrhichthys ocellatus (wolf-eel), 879 nucleotides. It is a transcript of the gene cby1, whose product is annotated as chibby 1, beta catenin antagonist. Bases 180 to 557 code for a protein of 125 amino acids. The transcript has 5 exons. NCBI's taxonomy places the organism in Eukaryota, Metazoa, Chordata, Actinopteri, Perciformes, Anarhichadidae. The record is from RefSeq and is a predicted model, not a curated record.
AGUAUGGUUUUGUUUGGAGAGAAAAUAGUUUCAACCACCACGUUAAGAAUUUAAAUAAAUAGUCUGUAUGGAGGUAAAUAUAUUAGAAAUCCACUCUCAGUGAAUAAACAACUACUAACCCACCUGUGAGGCAGUCGACUGUUUCAAUUAAAUGUCAGGACCUUAAGAAAUCACUAAAGAUGCCGCUCUUUGGAAACACGUUCAGUCCGAAGAAGAUUCCCCCCCGAAAAUCUGCAUCUCUGUCCAGCCUCCACACGUUGGAUCGUUCAACCAGAGACGUAGAAUUGGGUCUUGAGUAUGGACCUCCUGUGAUGAACCUUGGAGGUCAGAGUUGGAAGUUUGAAGAGGGGCAGUGGAUAUCAGAAUCUGGUGGAAAUGGGUCCGGUAGGGAAUUGCAGCGGCUUAAGAAAAAAAAUGUGCAGCUGGAAGAAGAGAACAACCUCCUGAAACUUAAAAUUGAAAUUCUCUUGGACAUGCUGACAGAGACUACCGUGGAGUACCACCUGAUAGAGAAAGAAGUGGAAGACAUAAAGACUCAACAUCGAAGGAAGAAAUGAAAGAUCUGAUGCCUUCAUCACAAGAAAUGUUCUUCAUUCUCAGAGAGCUUGAAGUUUGUUGAUAAAAAAAGAGCUGUUACUUUGUUCUUGUUUUUUGAGGAUUUUUGUGCCGUAGGUCUCGGCCCUGCUUGUAUUUAAUCGGAAAAGCAGGUACUCCUUAAUCAGGUUUUCUGUCUACUUUUAUUUGUUUUGUUCCGCAUUUGUAACUAAAUCUGAAACAACUGUGAACAUCUUUGUUCAAGACACUGCAUCGUUUCUACAUCUGUAUGGCAAGUACUGGCCAACAUUUUCUUUUUAAGAUUUUUUGUAUUUAUUGUAUUUU